AUGUUAGAGUCAGGACCCCUCCCCCACCGGAAGUCAGCCCCAGGGCGCGGAGACAACGGCCCCAACGGCCCGGCCCGCCGCCGCGCUGGGCGGCUCGCGCCCGGCGCCCCACACGCCCUCUGCGCCUGGCUGCACGGGCUCCCGCUCGGCCGCCCCAGGCGCCCCCUGGCCCGGGACUUCGGCGACGGCGUGAUGCUGGCGGAGAUGGAAGCACUUCUGCCACGGCUUGUGGAUCUGCUCAACUACGUCCCUGCCUGCAACGCGGACGGGGCUCUUUCACAGCUGCGUUUGUGGGUCUCAGAAACGGAAAUCCGAAGGGUGGUGGCCAACACGCCCUGGGCCAUCAAGCCCAUCUUGUGUGCACUGAGGGAAAAGGUGAAGGAUGGCGCUGUCCAGCAAGCCUCAAAACCUUCACAGGACCCAGGACCCACCAGUGCUAAUGCUGACAGGCCAUGGGCAGAGCUCACCACCCUGGCACACACCGACCUGCUGCACCCCACGGCACCCUCCAGUGCAAAGACCCUCCGGAGUCCGAGGACUCCAGAGAAGACAGGCCCCUGUCUCCUGAUCGGUCGGGACCCAGCCGGUGGGUGCUGGGAGCACCUGGACCCCGGGCUGCAGCAGCUACUGGAGGAAAAGGAGCAGGCUCUGGCCGUGCUGCCGGAGAUGGUCAAGCUGGAAAGUGAUAACAUCGUGUGGUUGGGAUUUGCUGAAGGCAGCAGAGAGGAAGUGAUAAGCAGCAAUGGGGCUGAGGUCACGGUCAUGCCCACGCCUGUGGCACUGGGCCACGUGCCAGCAGAGCUCAUCGUAACUGUUUCGCUUACCAAACCCGGAGGGGAGCACAGCUCCACCUGCCGCUCGACGUGGACAGGGUGCUGCCUUUCAGUCAUGUAUGUUCUCCUGAAGAUUUUGCAGAUGAAGGUGGUCAGGCUGGAGCACCUGGUAAAGCUGAAGGACCAGCAGAUCGGAGAGCUGAUGAGACCUGGGGACAAGUCCCAGUGA
This is a messenger RNA of Zalophus californianus (California sea lion), 1002 nucleotides long. RefSeq names its product sperm flagellar protein 1-like. NCBI's taxonomy places the organism in Eukaryota, Metazoa, Chordata, Mammalia, Carnivora, Otariidae. Gene Ontology annotation, biological process: regulation of cytoskeleton organization. Gene Ontology annotation, cellular component: axoneme. Gene Ontology annotation, molecular function: microtubule binding. The record is from RefSeq and is a predicted model, not a curated record.